This is a messenger RNA of Aspergillus viridinutans, 729 nucleotides long. RefSeq lists its product as uncharacterized. Bases 1 to 729 code for a protein of 242 amino acids. Gene Ontology annotation, molecular function: heme binding; oxidoreductase activity, acting on paired donors, with incorporation or reduction of molecular oxygen; monooxygenase activity. The record is from RefSeq and is a predicted model, not a curated record. The transcript is spliced from 3 exons. Lineage: Eukaryota; Fungi; Ascomycota; Eurotiomycetes; Eurotiales; Aspergillaceae.
AUGAUCCAAACGGCUCUGGUCCUGUUGGCAGUCCAUCCUGAGCUUCAGCAAGAGAUCCACGAGGAACUGGAUGUGAUUUACGGAGAAAAGUCGGAAGGCGAAGGGCUCGUUUAUGAGUCCGAUUAUCCGAAGAUGAGACGUGUUAUAGCCUUGAUGCUGGAAACCCUCCGUUUAUUCCCCUCGAUAUCCGGUAUUCCCAAAUGGACCAGCGACAAACCUCAGAUUGCGCACUACAAUGGCCAACCGUUCGAUAUCCCCCAGGAUACCAGUAUUGUGCUGGACGUUGUGGCGGUUCACUGCAAUCCUCGAUACUGGGGGGAAGAUGCAAAUGUUUUCCGCCCUUCGCGGUGGCUCAUGGACGAGACGUACGAGCCGCUGACGAACUCGGUCAGCCACUCAAAGCAUCACCUGAACAUGUUAUGCCCCCGGAAGGGCGCUUUUAUUGUCUUCAGCGAUGGUCAUCGCGAUUGUCUGGGCAAAGGAUUUCUCGAUCGAGUUGGUACCUCCCGAGAGGUCUACACCAUCCGAUGCUGUAUGGAGCGCUAUGUGUCAAAACGCAUGGAAGGCUCUGGACGACAGAAGGAAUAUGACGAGCUUCAAAAUGUAUGGGAAAGUCCUGUUCGGUUUGUUCCUAGGGGGUGGAAUGGCGUCGUGGUUGAUCUCUUGUAUAUUACCAUGUCAUAUAUCGCCCUGUUUUUGGGAAUAUUCGUUUCAUGCAUAGAUGCCUAG